UUCCCGACACGUACCCGCUCUUCGGUGUUGCUGUGGUGGCUCUGUGGGCUGCAUCUCCGGAGGGAGGCUGGUGCGCUCCGGAGAGACGGACGGUCCGUUUCUGCCAGUGAAAACACGGAGGUACUAAGCCUAAACCCGGGAGGAUGGUGAUGGACUGAGCUGAUCCGACGUCUGAGAGGUUUUUAGGGCCCGAUGGAAGCUGCGACACAUCUGGACCUGGAACGUCUGGAUCCCGGCUCCAGCUUCAGUCUGGACUAAAGAGCCGAGCUCAUCACCGGGGGUUCGGUGUAUUUGUUUUCUUCUUUUAGUUUUUGCCCUUUCCUCACAGAUAAACGGUCCUGAUUGAGAGUUUGAAGGAGCAGGCGGAUCCCCCUCCUCCUCCUCCCCCUGCUGGUCUGGAUUAAAGCCCAUCAGGAUCAUGAAUCAUCCCCCCUCCAUGACUCUAAUCUGGGUUUUACCGAGCUGGAUUUAAAUCUGAGAUCUGAUCGGGAUUACUCUGUUCCUGGUUCUGAUCGGGUCACAUCUGGCCCGGUCUGAACCGGUCCCGGAACUGGUGUGAUCUUUGACUCGGUCCCGGUCUUCUUGGUACUGGUUUGGGGGAGGUCUGCUAUCAUCAUGCCGACGUCCCGGCCUGGUUCGGAGCCGGUGGAGUUCUGGGUGGACGGAUCAAGGCGGGACGGGACGGUGGAGGAGUUCUACACCCUGAGCUCGGAGCUGGGCAGAGGAGCGACUUCUAUUGUGUAUCGCUGUGAGGAGAAACAGACCCAGAAGCCCUACGCUGUCAAAGUGCUCAAGAAAACGAUUGACAAGAAAAUUGUUCGCACCGAAAUCGGCGUUCUGCUGCGUCUUUCUCACCCAAACAUUAUCCAGCUGAAGGAGAUCUUUGAGACAGACACAGACAUUGCUCUGGUGCUGGAGUUGGUGACUGGAGGAGAGCUCUUUGACCGGAUUGUGGAGCGUGGUUACUACAGUGAGAGAGAUGCCGCUCAUGUCAUCAAGCAGAUUCUGGAGGCUGUGGCGUAUUUACAUGAGAACGGCGUUGUGCAUCGUGACCUUAAACCAGAGAAUCUACUGUACGCCGACCUGUCUCUGGAUGCUCCGCUGAAGAUAGGUAACAAACUCUCUACAUCUGAAUACAACAGAAUGACAAGUUUAUCAUGUUCCAACACAAGUUGUGGAAAAUAUUUUCUGUUAUCAUCGACCACGCUGUCUGCUAUCAUCAGUGGUGAAACAACUCUGCUUGCAGCUCCAGAGAUCCUGCGGGGAAAUGCCUACGGCCCUGAGGUGGACAUGUGGUCGGUGGGCGUGAUCCUCUACAUCCUACUCUGUGGGUUUGAGCCCUUCUUCGACCCAAGAGGGGAUCAGUACAUGUAUAGUCGUAUCCUCAACUGUGACUAUGAGUUUGUUUCUCCGUGGUGGGACGAGGUCUCCCUCAAUGCUAAGGACCUGGUCAGUAAGCUGAUUGUCCUCGACCCUCACAAGCGCCUCAGUGUCCGGGAGGCCCUGCAGCACCCCUGGGUGCUGGGCAAAGCUGCCCGGUUCUCUCAUAUGGACACGACCCAGAGGAAACUACAGGAGUUCAACGCUCGACGCAAACUUAAGGCGGCCAUGAAAGCUGUCGUGGCCACAAGUCGGAUGCAUGAAGGUUCGCGGCGUCGCACAGACAGCUGUGACAUUCCAGGUUCAGGGGCUUCCAGGCAGAGCAGCAUGCAGCAGGACCCGCCUCCUGAGUCUGCAUGCUCCACCCAAAAAGACAAAGAGGCUCCACCUCCUGACCAGCAGUUGCCACAGGAAGUUGAAUCGAAGUCUGCUGACCCAAACGCCCUCAGCCCCUCUCCUCCACACAGCCCCAAACUACCCAGCUCUGAUGUCACACCCACAGGGCCCAUCCCCACCAGACCGCCACUGCGCACUGAUGGGCUGCGACAAGUAUCUGUAAUCCCUAAAAGCAUGCUGGUCCAACCCCGGCUGCCGCAGAAAAGCUGCUCUGCCAUAGAGCCCACCCCCAGAGUUGGGGCCACACCCACACUGGGCUCACCCCCGAGUCCCAACAACCUCAGCAAUGGCUUCACAUCUGGGGCGGAGCCUACCAGUAAGACCACCCACUGCCAGUGAUCACAUGGCAAAAAUAAAAAAUUCUUGACUCGUUCAGCUUUCAGCAUCUAAAUUAACUUAUUUGGACCAAAUUACAGUAAAUCUGCAGUUCACAUCGCACAUUAACCCGCAUCACCACACGUCUGCGAUCUCUUUAGCUUACAUGCUAACAGAUACUGAUUCAUGGAGGGUUCGCUGGACAUUUCUAAAGAUGAGCAGGUGUUUUAUCUUCUGUUUUUUAGUAUAAAGGCCUUCGAUUUCUCCCAUCAGCGCUCGUUUAUGUGAGGGUUGACUAAAAACACAAGAAAUGUAAUGAAUGUGAAUUGUGUCUGUUUAGCACUUCAGUCUCAGUAGCAUUGUCGAGCUUGUUUGCUCAUUUUCACUGAGACAGUGUUACGCUAAGUCAGAGACAAAUAACCAGCAUGCUGAUGAGCAGUUAUCACGGCCGUGCACAUCUGGACUGGAGGGCGUGUUAGCAUUUUAUCUCACCCACUGCAGCACUUCAUCAAGUAGCUCUGAAUUAUUCAGCACAUCAGCAAAACUCAAUAUAUUUUUGCAAAGACUCAACAUAUUUGGAAAAAAUUCGAAUAAUAAAAUAACUCGUAAGAGCUACAAUUUAUUUGUCUUACCACAGAAAUGAACCAG
Molecule: messenger RNA, 2739 nt
Organism: Neolamprologus brichardi
Lineage: Eukaryota; Metazoa; Chordata; Actinopteri; Cichliformes; Cichlidae
Source: RefSeq, a predicted model, not a curated record